Molecule: messenger RNA, 1434 nt
Organism: Kwoniella mangroviensis CBS 8507
Lineage: Eukaryota; Fungi; Basidiomycota; Tremellomycetes; Tremellales; Cryptococcaceae
Exons: 6
Coding region: 1-1434 (477 amino acids)
Biological process (GO): mitochondrial translation
Cellular component (GO): mitochondrion
Molecular function (GO): GTPase activity; GTP binding
Source: RefSeq, a predicted model, not a curated record
AUGUCCUUCAUCCGCCCCGUAUUCCCUUACCCAGCCCGUAUUCCUUCAUGGUUCGCAGGCCACAUGUCCCGUUCCCUCCGGGAACUGCCAACUCUACUGGAGAACAUAGAUCUGGUGAUAGAAGCUAGGGACUCUAGAUUACCUCUGACAAGUAUAAAUUCGACUUUCAAUCAGAUGCUCUCUAGAGUGAAAAAGGGGAAGGGAAAGGAAAAAGAGAAAUUGGUGGUUUACACUAAGAGGGAUUUAGCUGAAAGAAGAUACGAAGAGCCCCUCAAAAAAGCUUUUCUCCAGCAUGCAGGCCAGAAAGUCAUGUUUGCAGAUACGAGGUCUGAUCAGGAUGUAAGGGAAGUACUCAGACAUGCUGUGCGCAUAGCAAGGGAUAAUCAAGAGAUCAUACCGGACUUACGAGUUUUAGUAAUUGGUAUGCCCAACGUUGGUAAAUCGUCUUUACUCAACGCUUUGAGGAGAGUAGGUUUAAGGAAAGGCAAAGCAUUCCGAACAGGUGCAGAAGCAGGUAUAACCCGUAAACUGACAGGGACAGUCAAGAUAUAUGAUGAUCCCAGUGUAUACGUCUAUGAUACACCGGGUGUUAUGGUACCUUACUUGGGUAGGGGGGAGGACGGGGCGGAGAAGGGUUUGAAAUUGGCUUUGACUGCGGGAAUAAAAGAAUCGUUAUUCGAACAAGAUGCGAUGGUCGACUACUUACUGUGGAAGAUGAAUAAAAGGUUGAUAGCUGAAAAGGAUGAUCCGAAUAAACAUCAAACGUAUUUAUCACUAUUACCUCUUCCUUCUGACUUCCCUCCUACAGACGAUAUAACCAUUCUCCUUGAUGCUCUGUCCGAAAGGCUGGGCACGUUGAAGAAAGGUGGUGAGAAAGAUCACGAGGCCGCUUCUGGAUUUAUGAUCAGGGCGUUCAGGGAAGGCAAGUUGGGUGAAUUCACCUUGGACGAUUUGACUUUGGCAAAGACAGGUAAAACAAAUGAUCAAGAUGAAAUGGAUGAUCAUACGAAUACGGUUACUAUCACAAAUGAUGAUGAAAAUGUCAAUUCAGACGAGACUCAGAGGACGAUUAAGGAUGAAUAUGAGAAUGUUAAUGAUAAUGAUCAAUCACAAGAGGAUUCUUCAACGAACAGAAUACCAAUAUCAACUUCGACUACCUCCGAUCUAGAUUACCAAGUAUCCCAAAUUGUCAAACAAUACCUGUCCCUCACUUCCCCUUCUUCCUCUUCUACAGACUCCACUUCAAGCAGUUUCAGUGGGAUAUCAAUGAAUCAGCAGAAAAAAGCUGAUAAGCGACUUAGGCUAGAAGAGAGGGAUAACAAAUUACGUGCUAAGGGUGUGAACGUACCUAUCAGACAGUGGGGUAAUAAGAAGAAAAAGGGAUUGGGAUUGGGGAGAGGUGAAGCUGGGAAAAUGGCUAGGAGCAGAAGGUAG